Leptomonas pyrrhocoris is the source of this 695-nucleotide messenger RNA. Its product is annotated as putative COP1-associated protein. Bases 180 to 695 code for a protein of 171 amino acids. The transcript has a single exon. NCBI's taxonomy places the organism in Eukaryota, Euglenozoa, Kinetoplastea, Trypanosomatida, Trypanosomatidae. The record is from RefSeq and is a predicted model, not a curated record.
AGGAAUUCUCUUUGUUCAAUUUCUACCAUUAUCGUCGACGGAAACCCCUCACUUCACCCGUUCAGUGGAAUCGGUUGUUGAAAAGAAAAACAACAACAACUGGUGCGACUAGCAAAAAUAGCAAAGCAACAACCGAUUUGUUAAGCGGUCUUUUUAAAGAACGCAAUUCCUCUGUAGUGAUGAACUUCUUCUCAAGCUCCAAGCCCCAGGCAGACCCUCCGGCGGCGGCUCCGGGGCCCGCCACCACCAUCGGCGCCGUUGCUCCUGUUUCACAGUACCCCCGUACAUCGUACAGCAAAUGGGCCCAGGCGCUUGUGUGGCUGAACUGCGCUUCUCUGGUUGUGUGCGGGUUCCUGACCUUCGUGUUUGCGUGCAUCAGGCCUAAGCGUGUGUCACAUUUCUUCCUCUCUAUCUACAUGAUGACGUUCGGCGCUCUGUGCGUGAUGGCCGAGCUGCGGCUCCCCAUUGCAGAGCGCAUGUUCGGCAUUCUGUGCACCAAGGCGGGCCUCGCGUACUGUUUUAUCUUUGUUGGCACUCUCGGCAUCUCAUUUUGGGUUGGCACGUACGCCGGCGUCUUGAUUCCCUUUAUUUCUGGCAUAUUCAGUGUCGUGAUUGGUGGCUUGUGCAUCACAGACAAACUGAUGAACCCGCAGGGUGCGGGCAGCACGCGGGCGACAGAGACCACUGUUGUGUAA